Molecule: messenger RNA, 1246 nt
Organism: Bactrocera latifrons
Lineage: Eukaryota; Metazoa; Arthropoda; Insecta; Diptera; Tephritidae
Product: dual specificity phosphatase DUPD1
Exons: 6
Coding region: 317-1024 (235 amino acids)
Biological process (GO): protein dephosphorylation; negative regulation of MAPK cascade
Cellular component (GO): cytoplasm
Molecular function (GO): protein tyrosine/serine/threonine phosphatase activity; MAP kinase phosphatase activity
Source: RefSeq, a predicted model, not a curated record
AUAGCUAUUGUGCAAUUUAGUACCCAAAAGAACGUCAAAUAAGAUUUAUAAUAAAGUGCCAAUUGCAGAAGUGAAUGACAUAUCAGAAUUGACAUGUUUUAAUAAAUUAAUAAUUUUUUAAUAACCCAACCAAAACAAACUUAACAAAACACAAAAGUGUGAAAAGAAAUAAAUCGAGACUACUUUAAUAUAUGUAUAAGCCCAUAUGGUUCAUGCGUUUACAAAAAUUAAUAACAAUUUGUAAUAUAAGGAUAUAUUGAAUUAUUGCGACGGUAACAAUUAAAUUAGUAACGCCAGCAACAAUAAAUUCAUCAAAAUGUCAUGGAGAUAUACGCCCCCCAAUGACAAGUAUAGCACCAAUAUUGGGGACAGAUACAGUCCGUUGUAUUACCAGCCACCGAGUCGAUUGGAUAAUUCAGACCAAACUACAGGCCGUCAUUUGCAAAGAGUCCUAUAUUAUUCAAUGACACCCUGCAGGAAUCUGACAGGGCUACGAAGAACAGAAUGCGCCUUACAUGAUGUUGACUGUGAUGAAGUAUAUCCUGGUAUUUAUAUUGGUGAUGUAGCUGCGGCGAAAAACAAAUCAUUUCUGCGAAUGAUGGGCAUUACACAUGUGCUAAAUGCAGCUGAAGGUUGUCGCUACGGUCAAGUGGACACUGGUCAUAGUUACUACCGCGAUAUGCCAAGCAUAAGAAGAAACAACAAAGAUACUAUUUUCAGAUAUAUGGGCUUCCCAAUGAUUGACGCACCUACAACAGACAUAUCCCGAUACUUUUAUGUCGCAGCGAAGUUUAUUGAUAGCGCAAUUAGCAGUGGAGGGAAAAUUCUAGUUCAUUGCUUAGUAGGAAUGUCAAGGUCCGCCACAUGCGUACUCGCUUACCUGAUGAUUUGCCGAAAAAUGACCGCCUCAGAUGCGAUACGAAAAGUUCGUAUGCGUCGCGAAAUUCGACCAAAUGAGGGAUUCCUGCAGCAAUUAGCGGACUUGGAUAUGGAGCUUAAAAGGAACAAAAAUUAUCAAUAUUGAGUUUUCAAAACUUAUUGACAACCUUUUUAAUACAAUAUUCGAACGUUUAGUACAACUGGCGAUAGAAUUUAGAAACACUAAUAAAUGGAUUCUAAAAUACUAAAACUCAUGUACAUAUAUCUAAGAUUUAUAAAAUUUUUAAAAGUACUCAUAUAUCUAGUAUGAAAUAAUAAGUAUAAUAGUUUUGUUGACCUAAAGUGUGUUUCUAACAUCUAAAACUAA